AUGGACAAAUGGUAUGAGUCUUUCGAGGGAAUACUAGCUAUCCACCAGGACAAGUUUGUUACUGCUUCGGCACCAACACGUCAAAGUAUUUUGAAGACAAUACGUGAUCAGAUUGUCACAAAACACAAGUCACUGGAGGAUCCUGCUGCCUUGCCGAAGCCUUUAAGAAAGGCCAUUAGGCGCUACUAUCUCCAGUUCUUAACCGAUGAGGAUGAUAUUCAAGCUGAAGGAGAGUUCCUGGAAGAUGAACAGGACAAUGAAGCACUUGGUGUAUCCCCUGAGGAGAGGGAGAUGGCAGCUCGUCCAAAGGAUGCCGCAUUUUACAAGAAGGAAAUUACUGACUGGGAUGUUGCACAGAAGUUGUUCAAGCAGGAAAUCGACGACUAUGACAAGGAGGAGCAAUCAAAGUUGGGGGGAAAACAUUCGAUUAAAUUCCGUACAGGACACACGAGGGACUGGUUUAACAAUAUGACUCCUGCACAACGUGAGGAGGUAGAGGACGCGAAGGAAAAGUGGAAUAGGGAAGGCGCACCAGCAGAAGCACAGGCAAUGUAUCGGAAGAGGAACCUCAAAAGAGUCCUGGACUAUUUUACAGAACAAAUUUGUCAUACUAUGGGGUGUCAGGUUGUGAUGCUAGUCAGUCACAAAAAAAAAUCUGAUCAGACUCUAAGUGUCGUCGUCCAUGAGUCUAAGCCCUUGAAUGGCAAAAAAGUGUUCACACAAAGUUCUCGCAGCAACAAAGAAUGGACAUCUGAUGGUUUUACAAAAUUUGUGGAGUGGUCCAAGUCGGAAUUCUACCCUGAGGACUCUGAUGGAGUGUCAGACAAUGAGGACGACGAGGACGAUACCAAGGAUAAGUUGCCUGAACUUGUCUUAGACAAGACAGGCUAUGCAAAGCUUCCUUCAUGCGCUGGUAUCAAUGCGAAAGGACAGCAAGAAUUAGUCCGACGGAUCUUCCAUGCAUCGUACAGUGAGUUGAUGUCUGUUCGGUCAGCUUUGAUGGGACUUAAGGUUGGUUGGGUAGAAGUUUUCACUGACAGUACCAAGCCAGUACCUUGGCGUGAGGUUGUGGCUAAGCCAAGUUUGUACUUGGACCUGGAGUGCCUCCCCAAGGGUUUCUUGUUGAGGGAUCCCUCUCAUUUGAGGGCUGACGACAUCACCAAGCUGUGGGACCAUUGGGAAGUCAGACGGGCAGCCAAGCAAAGAUUGAUUAUUUUCCUUGCAGGCAAGCUUGCUGAUAUGAGCAAAGAGAGCCUGCAGAAUGCAGUUCCCUAUAAGGGGGACAAAAAGGUAUAUGUGGAAAUCAGUCAAGAAAACGAGGACGAUACCUCAGCCAAGCCACCUACGACACGUACCGAAGGGCCGGCCGGGACUAAGGCUGCCUCCAGUGCCUCGGCCAGCACACGCCCCACACCACGUACCAAAGGGCCGGCCGGGACCAAGGCUGCCUCCAGCGCCCUAGCCAGCACACGCCUUGCACCACGUACCAUCAGCCCAGCUGACGAUGACUCUUCAGAAGAUGACUUAGCCACAACAUCCUUUGCAGGACAUACAACAGGGCCGGCUGCUAGGCCAUCUGGCGCUCAAGAAGGAGCACCCGUGGCAGUUCCAAUGAAGGAUCGUGUGCAGUUCUUGAAGUCCCUGAGCAAUAAUGAUAAAUACCUGCUGUUGGUUGAAGGGGUCAGAGACUUGGAGAAGGGACCAAGCUCUGAAAAGCAAAGGGACUGGCCUACCUGGGCAACAUGGUCUUGGGAAGAAUCGUACCUUCCCAAUGCUGUGCACUCCGAAGAUGGUGUUGUAGAAAAUUUUUUGGACAUGAUCGCAUCUGCCAAGAUCACCAGCUUGCCCUCAGGAAUGCGCAUCACUUUGGGUCUCGGCUUACUGCUCAGGGAAUGUAAACGUGCUAUCAAGUAUGAGGUGGACGAAGCCCCUCACAACACCCCCACUUACCUUGGUGCCUCGACCUUAGAUAUCAAGAUCCUCAGCCUUGUUGAAGAUUUGGUUGAUACUGUCAGAGGUAGGAUGCUUCCAACGCUCAAGGGAAGGGAGGGUCAGCAACGUGCUGCAGGAGAGCAGGAGGAGAAGGAAAGGGAUCACGAGUUGGAGGUCAGGCAGCACCUGGAGGAAGAGUUGAGGAUGUUGGAGGAGGCAAAAUCAAGGAAUAAGAGGUUAAAGGAUGAUAUGCAGAAGCUGCAGGAGGAAACGAAGAAGCUCGUGGAGGAAAAUGAGUCCCUGGAGAGACAGAGAGUGGAAGUGGAGCACAAUGGUGAGUCGGAGGCAGAGGUAAGAGUGGAGGUGAAGGGGGAAAAAAGGAGCAAGUCGGGUGAAUCUGGAAAGCCACACAAGAUCACCAAGACUGACGACAUCCGUCGCUCUUCCAGAGCUAGGCUGCCCUCCAAGAAAGCAAUGAAAUAUUAG
Molecule: messenger RNA, 2418 nt
Organism: Suillus discolor
Lineage: Eukaryota; Fungi; Basidiomycota; Agaricomycetes; Boletales; Suillaceae
Exons: 6
Coding region: 1-2418 (805 amino acids)
Source: RefSeq, a predicted model, not a curated record